Molecule: messenger RNA, 1086 nt
Organism: Zasmidium cellare ATCC 36951
Lineage: Eukaryota; Fungi; Ascomycota; Dothideomycetes; Mycosphaerellales; Mycosphaerellaceae
Exons: 1
Coding region: 1-1086 (361 amino acids)
Source: RefSeq, a predicted model, not a curated record
AUGCCGUCCACCAUCCGCACCACCCACUGCCAGCUGGAGGGCAUGAUCACCAAGCCGCCGAAGAAGCGCACCCUCCAUGCGCAGGCGCGCAAGAACCGCAAGAAUCGCGGCUUGCUCAAGGACGUCGUGGUGAAGGUGCACAAGGUGCCCAAGAGCGUGAAGAACAUGCAAUUCCAGCAUGACAGAGCGCAGAAGCCUGUCCUCAACUCCAAGCCGCCACCCUCAUCUACUGCUGCACAGCCAGCAUCAUCUACGGCCUCUCGCAAGCGCAAGUCGGCAUCCGAGUCUGGUAGCAAUCAAGAAGCACCGGCCAACAAGAAGCUCAAGGCUGAGCACACCACAACCGCCGCCGCCCCCUCUUCUUCCGACACCGCCGCCGCUUCUCCCAACGCCACCUCCACAAUCUCUCGCAAGCGCAAAGCCGACGAUGUCGACGAGGAACCAGCCUCGAAGAAGCUCAAGACCGCGACCACCGACGCCGGCGACAAGAAGCCACAAGUCCCUACCAAGUCGCCAUACAUCCUCAAAGACAACGGCACGCACCGCACUUGCUUCCUCGAUCUUGCUGCCGAACUACGCAACAAGAUCUACACCCAGGCUAUGGACGAACGUCUCAACAUCAACCCACGUCAGGCAUGGGGCAACGAGCACCCGCUUCAGCGAACUUGCAAACUCAUCCGCUCCGAGAGCAACCUCCUAUUCCACUAUGUCACCUCCUUCCAGACGAACAAGCUCAAGCAUGCCUUCAUGUUCCUUCACAGUCGCACUCGAGAGCAGAAGCGCAGCCUAGCUAGCCUUCGUGUCUCCGUCCCGACCGCCACUCGCGCCGACGAGCACACCCUUCGGAGUGCGCGCCGCGCUUUGUAUGGCUUCAAGCGUACAUUCAAUCGCAAGGGAGUGCAAGAUACUGUUGUGCAGAUGCAGCUGCCGGUCUAUGACCCCAACCACGACAAGACCGAGUCGCAAUGGGUGUCUGUCAAGGAGCUGCCACUCUACGAGAUGAUGGCUGGUCGUCGUCGCAACGGUCGAGGCGGAUGGGAGAGAAUCCAAGUCACGGUGAAGAGACCCGACGACAACCAGUCUUGA